Saccoglossus kowalevskii is the source of this 1022-nucleotide messenger RNA. Its product is annotated as phosphatidylcholine:ceramide cholinephosphotransferase 2-like. The record is from RefSeq and is a predicted model, not a curated record. Gene Ontology annotation, biological process: ceramide biosynthetic process. Gene Ontology annotation, molecular function: sphingomyelin synthase activity; ceramide cholinephosphotransferase activity. NCBI's taxonomy places the organism in Eukaryota, Metazoa, Hemichordata, Enteropneusta, Harrimaniidae. Gene Ontology annotation, cellular component: endoplasmic reticulum membrane; plasma membrane; Golgi membrane.
UAGGUAUGAUGUCGACCGAGGUCGACAUGAAUCCAGUAUUGAAUGGCGGGACGACACAAGCAAACGGGCAGGAUGCCAAGUAUAAAACCGUGUUCGGUGGAAGAAAAAUGACCCUGUUCUGUUGCCAUGUCUAUUUCGCGGCAUGCAUGUACCUUUCGUCUCUCUGUGCGAUCGUGGCGAACGACUGGAUUCCAAACCCGGAAAUCCAUCCUCCAUUAGACGACGUGUUAUUCAGAGCUAUACCUCCGCUGGAAUCCGGCAGCACCAUCGCCAACAUUGCUUUAGUUGCAUCUGCGGUCAUAAACAUAGCUAUGAUAGCAAAGCAGAAAUACAUUUUAAGAUUCGUCAUUUUACAGAGAUUUCUGUACACAUUGCCAACAAUGUUUCUAAUGAGAGCGUUCACGAUGACUGUGACGUCACUUCCGAUGCCGGAAACUGCUAUCCCGUGUAUGCCAAAGACUGAUGGAACAAUAAUGUCACGACUGUCUCUCGCUGUUAUGCAAAGUGUGAGCAUGGGAAUUACUACAGAUAAAGGGAUUGUCUGCGGGGACCUUAUUUUCAGUGGACACACGAGUACAUUCAUAUAUCUAAGCUAUUUUGCUACAAAAUAUAGUCCGUCAACGUGGCGGAGUAUUCCUGUAGUGUGUUGGUGCCUCACAGUAAUUGGUUCGGUUUGUUUGAUUCUGACACGUGGACACUACACGGUGGAUGUCGUCCUCAGUGUUUAUCUUGCAUUUUUCACUUUAACGGUCCAUGACGUAAUGGUUGAACACCCUCACCUUCUUGACAGGUACUCUAUUAUGUGCCUUGCCUUUCCUUUGAUGUACUUUGUCGAGGCACAUUGACUGGAAUGGCUGUUUUGUUCAUAACGACUUGGCACCACGUGUUUGAACCUACCCACAAUCAAAUCACCAUUUUAUUUUGUUAUUGAAUUGAACUGAGGCAUGACAUUUAAAAAUGAAUAACAUAAUAUAUAGUUUAUAACUAAAUUUCAGCUUGACACUAUCUUACACUUAUCUUAU